AUGACCCCUGUUAAUAAUCCACCAGCGCAGACAAGACACCGUGGCCCAGCCGGCGGAGCCAUCGCCCGCGGGUGCGGCCUCUGCCCCGGUCUCCACGAGUCCCCGUCCACGCUGCGUUGGAGCUGCUGUUCCUGGUUUAUCUUUAAAGGGCAGAACCAGAGUGACCGGGGGCCCCGGGGUGCCCGUGGGUCCUGGGGUGACCGUGGGCUCUGGGGUGCCCGUGGGCCCCGGGGUGACCGUGGGCUCUGGGGUGACCGUGGGCUCUGGGGUGACCGUGGGCCCCGGGGUGACCGUGGCUCUGGGGUGACCGUGGGCUCUGGGGUGACCGUGGGCUCUGGGGUGACCGUGGGCUCUGGGGUGCCCGUGGGCCCCGGGGUGACCGUGGGUCCUGGGGUGCCCGUGGGCCCCGGGGUGACCAUGGGUCCUGGGGUGCCCAUGGGCCCCGGGGUGACCGUGGGCUCUGGGGUGGCCAUGAGCUCUGGGGUGACCGUGGGUCCUGGGGUGCCCGUGGGCUCUGGGGUGACCGGGGGCCCCGGGGUGGCCAUGAGCUCCGGGGUGACCGUGGACUCUGGGGUGACCAGGGGCCCCGGGGUAUCCGUGGGCUCUGGGGUGACCGGGGGCCUCGGGGUGACCAUGGGCCCUGGGGUGACCGUGGGCUCUGGGGUGACCAGGGGCCCCGGGGAGACCGUGGGCUCUGGGGUGACCAUGGGCCCCGGGGUGCCCGUGGGCUCUGGGGUGACCAUGAGCUCUGGGGUGACCGGGGGCCCCGGGGUGACCGUGGGCUCUGGGGUGACCGUGAGCUCCGGGGUGACCGGGGGCCCCGGGGUGACCGUGGGUCCUGGGGUGACCAUGGGCCCCGGGGUGCCCGUGGGCUCUGGGGUGACCAUGAGCUCUGGGGUGACCGGGGGACCCAGGGUGACCAUGAGCUCUGGGGUGACCGGGGGACCCAGGGUGGCCAUGAGCUCUGGGGUGACUGGGGGCCCCAGGGUGGCCAUGAGCUCUGGGGUGACCGGGGGCCCCAGGGUGGCCAUGAGCUCUGGGGUGACCGUGGGCCCCAGGGUGGCCAUGAGCUCUGGGGUGACCGUGGGCCCCGGGGUGACCGUGGGCCCUGGGGUGACCAUGGGCCCUGGGGUGACUGUGGGUCCUGGGGUGACCAGGGGCCCCGGGGUGACCGUGGGCAUUGGGGUGACCGUGGGCUCUGGGGUGACCGUGGGCUCUGGGGUGACCAUGGGCUCUGGGGUGACUGUGGGCCCCGGGGUGACCGUGGGCCCCAGGGUGGCCAUGAGCUCUGGGGUGACCGUGGGCCCCGGGGUGGCCAUGAGCUCUGGGGUGACCGUGGGCCCCGGGGUGACCGUGGGCUCUGGGGUGACCGUGGGCUCUGGGGUGACCGUGGGCUCUGGGGUGACCGUGAGCUCCGGGGUGACCGGGGGCCCCGGGGUGACCGUGGGUCCUGGGGUGACCAUGGGCCCCGGGGUGCCCGUGGGCUCUGGGGUGACCAUGAGCUCUGGGGUGACCGGGGGACCCAGGGUGGCCAUGAGCUCUGGGGUGACCGGGGGACCCAGGGUGGCCAUGAGCUCUGGGGUGACUGGGGGCCCCAGGGUGGCCAUGAGCUCUGGGGUGACCGGGGGCCCCAGGGUGGCCAUGAGCUCUGGGGUGACCAUGGGCCCCAGGGUGGCCAUGAGCUCUGGGGUGACCGUGGGCCCCGGGGUGACCGUGGGCCCUGGGGUGACCAUGGGCCCUGGGGUGACUGUGGGUCCUGGGGUGACCAGGGGCCCCGGGGUGACCGUGGGCAUUGGGGUGACCGUGGGCUCUGGGGUGACCGUGGGCUCUGGGGUGACCGUGGGCUCUGGGGUGACCAUGGGCUCUGGGGUGACUGUGGGCCCCGGGGUGACCGUGGGCCCCAGGGUGGCCAUGAGCUCUGGGGUGACCGUGGGCCCCGGGGUGGCCAUGAGCUCUGGGGUGACCGUGGGCCCCGGGGUGACCGUGGGCUCUGGGCUCUGGGGUGACCGUGGGUCCCGGGGUGACCGUGGGCCCUGGGGUGACCGUGAGCCCCGGGGUGACCGUGGACUCUGGGGUGACCAUGAGCCCUGGGGUGACCGUGGGCUCUGGGGUGACCAUGAGCUCUGGGGUGACCGUGGGCUCUGGGGUGACCGUGGGCCCCGGGGUGACCGAAGGAGGGUGGAUGUUAAAGACCCGCCGGGUACCGUGUGGAAGGACCGAGGGCCCAACGAGACAAUCUGA
Molecule: messenger RNA, 2241 nt
Organism: Dipodomys spectabilis (banner-tailed kangaroo rat)
Lineage: Eukaryota; Metazoa; Chordata; Mammalia; Rodentia; Heteromyidae
Product: collagen alpha-2(I) chain-like
Exons: 5
Coding region: 1-2241 (746 amino acids)
Molecular function (GO): transferase activity
Source: RefSeq, a predicted model, not a curated record